Messenger RNA from Linum trigynum, 4597 nucleotides. Lineage: Eukaryota; Viridiplantae; Streptophyta; Magnoliopsida; Malpighiales; Linaceae. The record is from the annotation of a GenBank genome assembly.
GCAGUUGCCUCCUCGAGAGGGCAUUGCAGUUGCAGACAAUAAUAAUACUCUUCCCUGCAAAGGGUCCAGCCAAAGGGCAAAUGUCUUCUUCCCAAACCCUCCCAAGCUAGCUAGUGUUCUUAUAUGUCAUCAAUUUCACUAGAAUUUAAUGUAUGGUUUGAUCCAAAUAUUAAAGAAGAGUUGUGGCCUUUAGCCUUCUUGGCACUUUGGUGUUUAAGUUCAACAAAGAUGGUUUGGAGAUAAAUAAUAGAGUAGGUAGCCAAACCAAGGGGCUUUGCUUAGGCCAAUGGAGGGCCCAUAGCUAGCUUGGAAAUUGGAAGGCUUGAAUCCAUAUGCGUCGAACAUUUUUCGAGUGAUUUGGUUUCAAUAUAUGAGAAUGUGUACAUCAGUCGACUCUAUUUAGAGACAUACACGAUUAUAUUAGGAUUGUUGAAUACAUCGUGGGUUUGGUAAUGUAUAUGGGCUUUUUUUUUGCCCUUAAUGACCUUCCUUUACAAAACCUAACAAUUCCUUUUGAAGUAAAUGAAGGAACAAGUCACAUCUCUAUUGAGAGGUUCUGAACUUAAUGAACUUCUUAAUAAGAAAGAGGGAAAUUUUCAUUUAUGUAUGCUAUAAGAUAUAAUGACCAACUAGUGAUAGAGUAUCUAUUUGUUUUCUAAAUAAAACUACUGUGGAUCUUCUCUCUGUAUCUUUUCAAAAUAUUCCGUUAUCAUUGAUCAUGUUUCGAGUCAUUGUUUAUCUUCCUUGUGCAUGGAUGAAAUUUAUCUAUAUAGUCAAACAAACAUUGUCAAUUAAUGGUCAUUGGGGAUCGGACAUGGUGAUAACCUAGCUAGUUUUCACAACCUCAUUCGCCUGAUGUGUAAGUAAACCUCAGCAACUACACAUUGAUUACGUUAUUAAAUUCACGAGAAUGAACUCUUCGAGAGCGCCAAUGCAUGUAGCAUAACUGGCAUCCACCAGGGUGUCGUUUAGCAGAUAUCGUCAGACGUUCUUCUUAAGCGCGCUACAGGUGUUAUCCUUUCUUUUCAAUUCCUUUUCUGGCUUAUAACCGAAACCACUUCACGUCUAUUUAUGCUCAUAUCUUCGCUUCCUCUCCAUAUCUCGUCCUUCUCUUUGUACCCCUUUUUUCCUACAAAUAUCUCUUAGUUCAAUUCGUUGAUGUUCUCCGUCUGUGUUUCUGCAUACUGCCUGAAGGUAAACAAUACAAUCAUUUAUGUUGAUUCUCAGAAACUCUAUCUAUUAAAGUCGAGAUUGUUGUUGAUGGUUCAACUCUCUCUCUGUGUACAAUCCUUUUCGGUUCUUCCUUGAAACUCACACGAAUCCUCAUCAACCUCGAGCUUGAUUUCAAUUGAUCUUGAACCUAGCUAGUACUAGAUCCCAAUUCAAGUUAAUUAGGGCAGAACUCCAAAGUUGGAUCAUGGUCAAAAUUUGUUUAUCACAACUUUUCUUGUUUAAUUAAAAUCACUUAUAUUUUUUUUUUUAUUUGGCUAUAUUUUCUUCUAUUAUCUAUGCUUUUAGCUCUCAACUUAUAAGCAUUUUAAAUUAAAUUCCUCUAUCAUCAUGAUCCACCAUCUCACCCCAUCACUAUCAACUUCAAUUCCUUCCUUCAUUCCCCCUUUUAUUACAUUCCUAAUUUGCCAACUUGCAUGGCUUCCCAUUGUUUCCUCUUACUAACGUGGUCAUGCCUCAUCCGCUCGAUUAUUGUCUCCCCUAAUCAUGCUCGUGGCACUCUCGAACUCUCUCAAGGUUUCAUGGUUUACUUGUAUAGCAGCAGGUAGCAACAUCCCAUACAUUGUGCAAUCAGAAGUCGAUCAGUCGUCAGCAUCAGUCGUACAGGCCAAUAAUGUUAGAUCGACAUUAGAUGUGUUAAUAUGUUUGAAUACCUAAACUAGCUAACUGUUUAGAUACAUGCGUGCCAAUGAUAGGCAAGAAGGUCAGUCGUUUAGAGUUGCCCUCGAACCCACACACAGCGGCGGAUCCAGAACACAGUAGUGCACUGGGCCGGAUUUCAUUAGAAAUUAGAUACCGUAAAAAGGAUAGUGAUUUUAUAUUUUUUUACAAUGUCAAUUGUUCACGAUGGUGUUUUAAUUUAGCGAAUGCAUCAAUAAUGGAGUCUACAUCCAUGCCAAUAGUAUGCUUUGUUUCAAAUAAAAUACUUGAGCAACCGGCGAGUAAUUCAUCGUUCAUUUUGUUGCUCUAAUCAGUUUUCACAUGUUUCAUUGUUGAUAAGGUUCUCGCCGUAGUAGCUGUUGAAACGGACAUCGUCAAUACUAAAAUCAAUCGACUAAUCAAUUUCCAUUGUGUGUCCAUCCCUAUAUCCAACAACUGCUCUAGUAAAUUUUCAAUGGAAUAAAUCUCAUAUUUACACUUUAGACUUUUAGAAAUUCAGGUUCCGUUGUUUUUGUUUAGACGAAAUCUUUAGUGCUAGAAUUUAUAAGCUAAAUUUAGAGUAGUUAUUUGAAUAUGUUCAUAUGAAUUAUUUUUCUAGUUACACACAAUCUUAUUAUAAAAUAACACUGAACCGAAUGUCUAAAAUCGAAAAAUUCAUAAGGACUAUACUAACUUUGGAUCCAGAGGAGGGCUGGGCCGGGGCCUGGGUUGGCCACCCCCUGGAUCCGCCAAUGCCCACACACGUGUUGAUAGGUGUAGCGUUAAACAUCAUCGAUGAAACAAACACUUGCAUGAAAUGAAUUUCUUGAUUCCUUUCUCAUCGGUUUGGUAUGUUUGCUUGGUUAAACAAGGACAAGGUAUUAAUGUGGAUUGCUUGCAAAACCAUUCCAAGUUAUUCCUUGAUGUUGAUGGAUAGAGGGAGAAGUGGAAAGAUGGGGAAAAAUUAAACAUAUCGAUUCACGAGACUCGAACCUAACUCUUAGAGAUUCCAACAUUGGAUAGAUAAGAGAGAAAUUGAUACAUUUUGUUUUCAUGGGCUUUGAUCCCUUCUUAUCAAUUGAAUUCAACUGGGUUAACUAGUUGCCUCUUGCCUAGCGGAAAGGGUAGCAAACAUGACUUGAGCAUGCAACCCAGUCAUUAAACUCAUCGCAAGAUGUCUUAAUACUAGAAUACCAUGUUGUGGGAGAAUCAUAGUACCGUUAUGGUACAUAUAUUAGUGUCGAUUGUACGAUGAAAAGUGAAUUCGUUGAAUUUGAGAUGGAUUCUUUAAAAUGAGUCGAGUAUUAGAGAAUUCACGAACUCUGUAACUGUUCGUCACCCGAUUGAUGCAUGCAUAUACCAAAUCGCAAAGCCAUCCAUACUGCAUAUCAUAAUUUAUGAUUAUAUUUCUCCGUCCCAACCCUAUAAACACAUACUUAAUAUCAAAAUGCACAACGCAACAUUUAAACCAAAUAUCUUAUUAUUAUAUACCCUAACCGAUCACACAUUCUAUUUUGAGUCACAACCAUUGGAUCAAAGUGCCCCUAACCCAAAGUAUAAAUGCCUAACUUCCCCUGUUUUUUCAGCCAUAUGCUCAUUCCUUCCUUCUUUCCACGCAAACUUUCUAUCUCUAUCAUUCUCUCGCUCUCUACCUCUCCCUUGCAAAACUACACAAAACACCCUCUACUUCUUCUUCAUUCCAAAUUAGUACCCAAAGUUUCCUAUCUAAACAACAAAUUAAGAUGAACUACUGGCCGACGACGGCACUUUACCUCACGGCAGCAGAAGCAGCAAUAUCCCAGCUAUCCCCACCGCCCCCGCCGGCCGCCGUCGCCGACAGACGGAAAAGCCCCUCGGAUGCGCACGACUUCCCGCAGGAGCUGGUGACGCCGUCGGAAGUCACCAUCCUGAUCGUAAUCCUCUCCAUCAUCAUCUCCGUCAUCGCCCUCAACUGCGCCAUCCGCUGCUUCCUGAAAGACUUCAGCCGCGACAGCGGCCGGAGGCGGUGGGAAAGGAAGAAGGCCGCAGAGCUGAGCGCCGCGGUAGCGGCGGUGACCUCCACCGUGAAGUAUAAGGGCGGCGGGGACGAGGAGGAGGUGACGUCGGCGUCGGCGGCGGAAUGUGCGAUUUGCUUGGCGGAAUUCGAGGAAGGGGAGGAGAUCAAGGUUGUGGGGAACUGCCGGCACCGGUUCCACGGCCGGUGCAUCGAGCGGUGGUUCGCUACUUCGAGGAAUUCGUUGUGCCCGACCUGCCGCCAGUCGUGCCUGCCCCCGGCGACGCAAGCGUUGCCUGUAGUGACUUCCUCACCCAUCGUCGUCAACGACGCGACGAUGAGUGAGGAAAUGGGGGACCGCGACCGCGGUCCAUAAAUUUGUUACGGGACCACAUAAGUCUAGUUUAGUGUUUUUUUUUUUUACACACAACUUAAUCGCGAUAAGCCAUCAUCAACGAAUUUCGUUAGAGAACGAAGAGACACGAAGUGAAGAUUACAAUCUGCUUUCGAUAUGUCACCUUAUCAUCAUCUCACCUGUUGUUUUCUAUAUAGUUGAAGACCUUUAAGGUUUGAACUGACGGGCAAUAAAUAGGUAUAAUUUCAUGCUUAGUCUAUCCUUGGAGUUAGGUUAUAGUUUGGUUAUUUUCCGCAUCCUCUUUUCCAUCUUAUGUACAUGUAUUUUGUAGUCUAUUACUCUGUAAAAGUGAGAGAGAUGAAUAAAAGUGUAUUCGUUCU